Molecule: messenger RNA, 1784 nt
Organism: Dermatophagoides pteronyssinus (European house dust mite)
Lineage: Eukaryota; Metazoa; Arthropoda; Arachnida; Sarcoptiformes; Pyroglyphidae
Gene: PIP4K
Product: phosphatidylinositol 5-phosphate 4-kinase
Biological process (GO): phosphatidylinositol phosphate biosynthetic process
Cellular component (GO): plasma membrane
Molecular function (GO): 1-phosphatidylinositol-5-phosphate 4-kinase activity; 1-phosphatidylinositol-4-phosphate 5-kinase activity
Source: RefSeq, a predicted model, not a curated record
UAAUCGAAUAGUGGUAGAAAUAGUCGAAAUAUCGAAUUUUUAAAAUCAUUCGAAUUUUGGUUGUUCUUGUUCAACAUUUUGACAUUUUGAGAUAUUUUCGAUUCGAUUUUUGUAUAAAUAUAAGACCGUCAACUUUAAUUGCAAAAUUAUAAAACGACUUUGAAUCAAGAAUCGAUCGAUUUUUUCUUUCGUUCGUUGUGUUGGAUGGUGGUGUACCUAAUCAAUAAAGUUUUUCUAGUCUUUUAAAUUGAAAACCAAUAUUAUUUUUGUUUGAAAAAAUGUCAUCAAAUCAUUCAACAAUGAAACCAAUGAAAGUAAAAACAAAACGUUUCAAACCAAAACAUCAGAAAGCAAAAUUAUUUCGUGCAUCUGAACCAUUGUUUUCGGUAUUUAUGUGGGGUAUUAAUCAUACAAUCAAUGAAUUAACACAUGUAAACACACCAGUAAUGUUAAUGCCCGAUGAUUUUAAAGCAUAUACCAAAGUAAAAAUUGAUAAUCAUUGUUUUAAUAAGGAAAAUAUGCCUUCACAUUUUAAAGUAAAAGAAUAUUGUCCACUCGUCUUUCAAAAUCUACGUGAACGAUUUCAUAUUGACGAUGUUGAUUAUAUGAAUUCAUUGACUAAACAUCAACCACGUGAACAUCUUGUAUCGGGUAAAACAAGUACAAAAUUUUAUGAAUCAUAUGAUCGAUUAUUUUUGUUGAAAAUAUUGACCACUGAAGAAGUAGAAUCAAUGCAUCAUCUAUUAAAAGAAUAUCAUCCAUACAUAGUGGAAAGACAUGGUAAAACAUUAUUGCCACAAUAUUUAGGCAUGUAUCGUAUUACUGUUGAUGGUGCGGAAACCUAUAUAUGUGUAAUGCGAAACAUUUGUUCAUCACAAUUUAUCAAUGUUCACCGAAUCUAUGAUCUCAAAGGCUCGACUGUCGAUCGUGAAGCAAGCGAAAAAGAUAAAACACUUGAUGUUCCCAUUUACAAGGAUAAUGAUUUUACUCGAGAUGGUGUCCGAAUAUAUGCUGAUGAAGAAUGGAAAAAGAAAUUCUUCGAAAUGCUUGAAGCAGACACUACGUUUUUGAUGAGAAAGAACAUCAUGGACUAUUCGCUUUGUGUUGCUAUUCAUGAUUGUGAACGAGCCGAACAAGAAGCACAACAACGUCAAGCCGAUGGCCUCACAUCGCAAUUCAGUGCUGAAGACGAAGAAGCCGAAACAAGUGGUGAUAAUUGUUGCCAAGAUCAAGGACCAAAUUCGAUGCUUUCACCUCCUGAUUCACCGGAAUCUCAAUCACAACCAAAAAUGUCGGCCGAUUCGGACAAUUUUCUUAUUUAUUCCAGUGAGAAUGCUAUCGAUCCAUCCAGGGACAUUUAUGCUGUCAUUGCUACCAAAGAAUCGCCAAGGCGAGAAAUCUAUUUUAUCGGCAUAGUCGAUAUUCUUACACAAUUCGGUAUUCGUAAACGUACGGCAUUAGCAGCCAAAACGGUUAAACAUGGAACGACGGCUGAAAUAUCAACAGUCCAUCCAGAACAAUAUGCCAAACGUUUUUGUGAAUUUAUCACUAAAGUGAUUCAAUAGUCCACCAUUCACAUCAUAUUUCAUCAACAUUAUUUCUGCACAGUAGCUACGCAUAGAUGAAAAAAAAAGAUUGGCUCAUUUCGACCAAAACCAUAACCAUCAUCACAUCCAUCAAUUAUCCAUAUUAUUGGCCACAGAUCAACAUACAUUCAUUCAAAGACAUUUCAUUUCAUUUCAUUUUUUUCAAAAAUGUACAGAUCAAAAAAAAAAUAAUUCAAU